Lasiosphaeria miniovina is the source of this 2328-nucleotide messenger RNA. RefSeq lists its product as uncharacterized. NCBI's taxonomy places the organism in Eukaryota, Fungi, Ascomycota, Sordariomycetes, Sordariales, Lasiosphaeriaceae. The record is from RefSeq and is a predicted model, not a curated record. The annotation marks the transcript as partial. The transcript is spliced from 2 exons.
CCGGUGCCAUUUCAUGUCCUGUCCCGUCUUGAGCGGCCCUUGAGCCGCCGGGUGUCGGAGGAAAGUAUCAGGACUGAGCUAUGCGAGGGACCUCUUCUUGACAGCCCGCCCAGGAAGCCUGCCACCCCCGAGCAACCCCUGCCGAGUGCCGUUUCCGAUAGGGCCGAGCUCAUCGAGCGUCUUAAGAGGGGCGAGAGUCCCACGUGGGUACCAAACCACCACGUGCGUCUCGAGUCGUUAUACCUGCAAAACAGGACGUAUUCUCCCUCCCCUCCCAGCACCCCCCAACAGCAAACGCCUACCUCGCAGUCUCUGAGCUUGCUGCCUGCUCCCACCAUCACGCCCGAGAAGCCAGACUCAAAUACCAAGCCAGAGGGUACCCUCGAAGUCGACCUAGCCGACGAUGUGCUAAUGCAGGAUGGACUGGCCAUUGAGCGCCCGCGGUCCGCCCUUCACAGCGGAAACUUCACCCCGGAUGAGUCUUCUCUGUUUGGUCGCCGCCGUCACGAGGGAGGAUCGCGGGACGAAGAUGGCCACUUCGCUUCUGCUAGCACACCGUGGAUGUCCACCUCGCCACCCAGGGGUUUCAGUGCCUUUGACUUCACCAAGCUGUCAGCCGACUACAGGAGGGAUGCGUUUAGGACCUCGGGCCCUUCCUCGCUGUCUUCUUCCGUCUCGUCAAGCUUUGUCUACAAGCCACCGACGAGCCCACUUGUCCAGUCCGAAAGCAACGAAGACAUUGACUUGACAUUGCCCUUGGAUAGCAUCAGGAUUGCCGCAGCCACUGCUCGUAAUCCCCGGAGGCACACCCUCCACUUUGCCCAAUCCUCGACAUACGCUACUUCUACGAACCAUAAACAACCCCCUCAUCGCCGCGAGAGCACCUAUCCUUACCAAGCCCACCAACCCCGCCGCUCUCUGACGUCGACGCCCACCUUUUCGUUUGCUGGCUCGCUGCCUCAGACACCCGCCUUGUUCCGGCCAAGACGGCCAUCAUUUAGCUCCGAAGUAUCGCCAUUGCAGCACGCAUCAUUGGUAGGAUCCUACGAGGAGAGUAUUCUCAGGGGCCGCAUGUCCACAACCCCAUCCAAGCCAUUGGAGUUCACAGCGCAGAUUGGUGUCCUAGGCCUCGGAAAGUGCAAGCCAAGCCUCCGUUGCCCGUCUCAUGUGACGCUUCCUUUCUCGGCCGUUUUCUACAAUUAUGGAAGCACAUCCCACGGGAGGACCAAGACCGAGGAUGGCCCAAGUCCAUACGUCGGUCAGAUCGACUUGGAAAAUGGUCUCCCAAACCCCGAAGAAGCCCAGAGGAGCAAACGGAAACUGCAGAUGAGAUACGCAGCUGAGCUCAAAGUCCUAGACGACGAGUCAUAUAUGCAAGACGACCCGGCAGACCUGUCUGAAGGGGAUGCCCGCAAAAUGGCAAAACAAAAGAGGAGAGCAAGAUCACCAAAAGCCCCUCCCGGCGGUCGAUAUCGUAUCCCAGAGAAGGGGCAACUCCAGAUAAUCAUCAAGAACCAGAACAAGACCGCCGUCAAAUUGUACCUUGUCCCAUAUGAUUUGGCAGGCAUGGAGCCAGGGACGAAGACAUUUAUACGCCAACGGAGUUACUCUGCUGGUCCCACCAUCGACAACAUCCCAGACCGGAUGGAGAGCGAGACUCCAACCCGUCCGACUCUCCGGUACCUCGUACAUCUGCAUAUAUGCUGUCCAUCGAAGGGGCGUUUCUACCUUUACAAGGAUAUUCGAGUCGUUUUUGCCAAUAGAGUUCCAGACGACAAGGAAAAACUCCGCAACGAGAUAACGUACCCAGAGCCGCGAUUCACGCCGUACAAGCCGGCACGAUCUAUGCACCCACCUCUGGCCCCGAACCAGUUCCAUGGUCCUGGGGCUUUGCUGGCAGCAGAGCAGGCCUUUAGGAGACGCAGCUCUGGGUUCUCGUUUGCCCACUACCAGAGUUCUCAGUCCUAUGAUGGCUUGGACGGCAACAGUUUAAUGCCAGACUUACCAGCAAUGCCGACAAGCAUGGCAACUCAAGCGAGCUCGCCCGAAGCCACAGAUGUGAGUAUAGCUACGCCAGGCAAGCAAUCACUCGUUUCAUCUUCACCUUGGAUGUCACUCUCCCAGCCGGACACAAAAAUGACCGGCCUCGAAUCACCGGCCACGCCACAUUUCAGCGCCGCACGCUCUGCUAGCAGCGAUAUCGGCAACUAUGACAAGCUCACCAAAGGAGACGCUGGUUAUGGCGGCAACGCCUUUACACUAGGGUCAAAAAGCAGCGGCCCGGGAUCGACAGAAAGUCUCUUGUCCAAACGGUUGCGGUCAUUGGGG